AUGGGAGAGUCUUUCGAAGAGGUCGUCCCGGAAGGUUCAGGCCCUGGGGAUCCCAUAGCUAGAAAGCUAUCAGAUGAAAUCGUUCCACAAGACCGAGAGCAAGUUCAAUGUUCCCUGGAAGUCAAGUCUUCUACUGCCAAUGCUGAUGCUCCUCCUUCUGCUGGUCCUUCCGAUGCUUCUGCUAAUGGAUCUGAGACGGCGAGACCCUCAUAUAUUGGCAAAGUAGUCCAUCUCCUCACCAAUGGACCCUUGUGCUCGUCUUCAGACAGUGGAUCGAGGGAUGCAAAUACCAUCUAUUUCGUUGAUAAAUGGUUUGAUGUUAAUUUAUGUUCCCCCGACACGGUCAAAACGAGAAUCCCAGUGAUGAACGAUGAGACCUCAAGGCUAUAUGGAUUGGCCGGCUUGAAUACAAUCACCAGAAUCAGAAAGGACGCUACCCAAGAUGAAGUGGAUGACUUGCAAUCCCGAAUGCAAGAGAAACUGUUGACAGCGUGUCACACUCUAAAUGAUGAUCCAUCAACGAGCUUUUGGCAUGGUAUAUGGUCACCUCACUCCAGUAGAACGUUCAGCAGAGCCAUACAACCCGAGACUGACCGUUAUGGAAGUAUGAUCGAACCCCAAGAUUAUCAUAAUCCCCAAUUGAUGACAUCUGCUUCCAAUUCGACCAAAGAGCAAGCUCCCUCGACACCUGAAACAACCCAUGAUCAAGGGAGAACAGAUGAAGAAGCUACUGCGCCUGGGCCGGUUCCUGCCUCUUCAGCUGAGGAGAAGGGAAGAUCGACUGCAAGAAGGGUUUUAACCCUCUUUGAUUCAACAUAA
Molecule: messenger RNA, 819 nt
Organism: Kwoniella botswanensis
Lineage: Eukaryota; Fungi; Basidiomycota; Tremellomycetes; Tremellales; Cryptococcaceae
Exons: 2
Coding region: 1-819 (272 amino acids)
Source: RefSeq, a predicted model, not a curated record